Molecule: messenger RNA, 1215 nt
Organism: Acanthoscelides obtectus
Lineage: Eukaryota; Metazoa; Arthropoda; Insecta; Coleoptera; Chrysomelidae
Source: the annotation of a GenBank genome assembly
UUUAUAACUGUUUUUUAUGGUAUGCUGGAAAUGAGGCUUGUUCAAACAGAGAUGUAGCCGACAGAUUCAACAUAUCAGUAAGCAGCUUGCACAAGAUUAUAAAACGGCUUACGUAUUUUUUGAGUAACCUUGCCCCAGAAGUAAUAAGAUGGCCAGAUGAAGAGGAAAAAGUCAUUAUAAGCCAACAUUUUACAGAAAAUAACUUCCCAGGUGUGAUAGGUGCUCUAGAUGGCACACACAUUAGAAUUGAUAAACCAUCACAAGAUCCAGAAUCGUACUUCAAUAGAAAAAGUUUCUACUCCAUCCAAGCCCAAAUUGUGUGCGACCACAAACGAAGAAUUCGGGAUAUAUUUCUGGGAUUUCCUGGCUCUGUUCAUGAUAGCAGAGUUUUUUCAGCAUCACCUCUUGGUGAUCAUUUGGCAGAGAUGUGUGGACAGUAUCAUCUACUUGGAGACAGUGCUUAUCCAUGUCUGGUUAAUUUAGUAACACCUUUCAGGGAUAACGGUCACCUCACUAGGCGGCAAAAAAAUUAUAACUAUUUGCUUGCAACAAAUAGGUAUAUUAUUGAACAUUGCUUUGGAAUUCUUAAACAAAAAUGGAGAAAAUUGUAUCACAUAAAAAUGCACAAAAUUGCAGAUAUAGUUCAUUUAUUCGAGCUUGUGCAUUCCUUCAUAAUAUAUGUUUGGAAGAGACAAUUGUUAUAGUCCCUGAAAAUACAGAAUUGCCAAUAAACCAGGUCCUUGAUAAUACUGUAGAUGACAACAACAAGAAUGGGAAUGAGAGGCGAUAUGACAUCAUGAAUCGUCUUCCUAUAAUAUUGUAAACGUCUUACAGAAGACCUAAGGGUUGUUUGAAAAAUUGGAGUCAAUUCCUCUAACAGGAUCAGAGAUCACUCGUUUCAAAAACAUUUAUCUUCCUUCAUAUGUGGACUGGAAAAAACCAUAAAAUUACCCCAUUUUUUACUGUUAUUCUCAGCCUAUAUGGGAGGAUGAAAAAUGUUUUUACGUAAUUGAUUUACAGGCUAUUGAUCUAAUAAAAUGGUUCCGUGAAAAAAAAUUGCAGUCUGUGGAACGGUUGUUGCCCUCGCACUAUUCUCUUGGAUUACAUGAAACCUCAAAAUUAAACUUUUUGACUAAACAUCUAAAAAUUGGACAUUCAAGGCUUUAGAUAACUUGUAAAACCUUAACAUGAUCAUUUUUCACAGAUACAGCACUU